AGGAGAGAGAAGAAGAAGUUCUCUGGUCUUAGUGCUUGAUUCAGUGAAGAAGAGAAGGUGGAAGAUGAAGACUCUGCUCGUCCUCGUUCUCUGCUCCCUGGCUGUGGCCACAGAAGCGGCACAGCCUGUUGGUGACUACCCUGCUCAGGACGACGUGGCACAGCCUGUUGGUGACUACCCUGCUCAGGACGGCUUGUUUGUGGAGAAGGAGCAGGCGUCCUCAGUGGUGAGACAGAGGAGAGCUGCAGGGGAGUUGACACUCACCCAGCUGGAGAGCCUGAAAGAAGUGUGCGAGGCCAACCUGGCUUGUGAGGACAUGAUGGACAUCAGUGGAAUCAUCGCCGCCUACACCGCCUACUACGGACCAAUCCCCUAUUAGAACCAACCGAACCAUCCCUUCUUCACUUUGCAUUCUCACCUUUGAGCUUAACUUUGUCUUUGCAGUUUAAACAAGUGAAUUUGAAGUAUCACAAAUUUUAAAGAUGGAGACGGCAUGUGAGUUUAUUUCCACCCUGCAUUGCCCCUCAGUGUCUCCGUCAGUUCAGACUGUGGAGCAGUGUGAUGUAAUUGAAUAAAGAUCAAUAAAAGCUG
Molecule: messenger RNA, 591 nt
Organism: Hippoglossus stenolepis (Pacific halibut)
Lineage: Eukaryota; Metazoa; Chordata; Actinopteri; Pleuronectiformes; Pleuronectidae
Gene: bglap
Product: bone gamma-carboxyglutamate (gla) protein
Exons: 5
Coding region: 65-379 (104 amino acids)
Biological process (GO): response to vitamin K; regulation of cellular response to insulin stimulus; bone development
Cellular component (GO): extracellular region
Molecular function (GO): hydroxyapatite binding; structural constituent of bone; calcium ion binding
Source: RefSeq, a predicted model, not a curated record